AUGCUUACGUCAGGACUCUCUCAAGACGAAGGCCAAAACGGGAGAAAGCAUUGUAAUCUGCCAGUGCACACAUUGAAGGUCGCUAGCUUGAUUCGAGGGAUGUUUAGCGUUUUCGAUAUGUUCAACGAUCUCAAGGACGUUAUUCUCCUGAUUAAGGGGAACUUUCUGCUUGAUGCGCUCACAAUAGGCGGUCUCGGAGUACUGUGUGUUCCGGUCGAGUUCAUUUUGAAAGGAAACCACCGGCUUUUCCGGCUGGACGACCCGUCGAUCCAGUUCCCAAUGACCGAACACGAGCGGGUGCCUAACCUGGCUCUGGUCGUCAUUGCCGGUAUUCUGCCAAUGGUUGCAAUUGUUCUCCUCUCGUGGAGACGCAAGCACACUGUGCAACAUAUCCUCAUUGCCGUGAUGGCUUUCGUCAUGGCAAUGGUUGUGAAUCUGUUCAUCACCGGUCUGGUAAAGCUGUGGAUCGGAAACACCCGCCCGGACCUCAUUUCUCGAUGCAUGCCGGCCACUGGCACUCCUCUGCACGAGUAUGUAUCGGUCGAGGUCUGCACAAACACAAAGAAGUCGGUUCUGAGCGACGGAUUCCGCUCGACUCCCUCUGGUCACUCCUCGAAUUCGUUCUGUGGCUUGGGCUUCCUCAGUCUCUGGACCAGCGGCCAGUUCGGGCUAUGGCGCAGUGGUGCCAGUGUUUACAAGAUCCUAAUUGGCGGGUUCCCUCUUGUUGUUGCGCUUUACGUUGCUGUCUCGCGGAUCGCAGAUUACAGACAUCAUUGGUUCGACGUGCUGCUGGGCUCGUGCUUUGGAUUCACCGUGGCAUACUUUACCUAUUUCCACUACUACCCCAGCGUCCAGAGCCCGCAGUCGUACGUGCCGCUUGCGGUAAUUGAAUCGAACGAAAGUGAUGAUGUUGUAUAA
Molecule: messenger RNA, 918 nt
Organism: Wickerhamiella sorbophila
Lineage: Eukaryota; Fungi; Ascomycota; Dipodascomycetes; Dipodascales; Trichomonascaceae
Product: Diacylglycerol pyrophosphate phosphatase 1
Exons: 1
Coding region: 1-918 (305 amino acids)
Biological process (GO): phospholipid metabolic process
Molecular function (GO): phosphatidate phosphatase activity
Source: RefSeq, a predicted model, not a curated record